Messenger RNA from Hemibagrus wyckioides, 1560 nucleotides. It is a transcript of the gene marcksl1a, whose product is annotated as MARCKS-like 1a. The transcript is spliced from 2 exons. The record is from RefSeq and is a predicted model, not a curated record. Gene Ontology annotation, molecular function: calmodulin binding; actin filament binding. Gene Ontology annotation, biological process: central nervous system development; actin filament organization. Lineage: Eukaryota; Metazoa; Chordata; Actinopteri; Siluriformes; Bagridae. Gene Ontology annotation, cellular component: cytoplasm; plasma membrane. The coding region runs from base 204 to 845 and encodes 213 amino acids.
UCUCGAGCAGCUUCAGAUCGCCUGGUGGACACGCAGCGGAUGUGAUACCUCGCGCCUUUCACACUUUAUUUAAAGGGAACAAAAAAAAACAGAGGACUUUCGGUUUUCGGGUCUCGCCUUUUUCAACUUUUGCGCAAGAAGUUUCUCUGUCUUUUAUUUUUCCCUGUCUUGGUUGGCUACAGUUUUUGGUUUUUGGAGUGAAGAUGGGAGCCCAAUUGUCUAAGGGUGGAGCAGCCGAGGCUGAGAGCGCAGCCGCUAAAACCAACGGCCAGGAGAACGGCCAUGUCAAAACCAACGGCGAUGUGUCAGCCAAACCCGAGGGAGAAGCAGCGGUGGCCGACGGCAACGGAACCGCGGAGGCCGUGAAAGAGACGGCGGAGGCCGGGGACGCCAUCGAGGCUGCAGAGGCCGAAGGAACCAGCAACAAGGCAGCCGAGGGCGAGGCACCAAAGGAGAAAAAGAAGAAGAAGUUCUCCUUGAAGAACUCUUUCAAGUUUAAAGGCAUCUCACUGAAGAAGAACAAGAAGAGCACUGAGGAGCCAGCAGCGGAAGCGGUGGAGGCGGCAGCGCCGGAGGAGAAUGGCAGCGCCCCCAAGGAAACCAAAGAGGAGGAGCCGGCUGCCGAGACCAGCGAGACACCUGCUGAGGCUGAGGCAGAGGCAGAGGCAGCACCUGCUCCAGAGGCUGCAGAGGAGGAGCCUAAAGCAGAAGAGCCCGCCCCUGUGGCAGAAGCCACACCCACAGAGGAGAGCGCCAAAUCCGAGGAAGCUCCCGCUUCCACUCCCGCCGAGACCGAGGCCACGCCUGAGGCCACACCCGCUGAGCCCACACCAGCCUCGGAGUAACCUACUGCGACCGGACUGAUUUUUCCCCUCAUUCCUUCCUUUUUCUUUUUUUUUUUUGGUUUGUUUUCUUUUUGUUUUCUUUUUUUAAAGAUUGAAAUAUAUAAAAUAUAUAUAAGGACUUGAGCCACGUCAUUGAAGUUCCAUUAAAGGUUACAGCAGCGUCACUACAGAGAACGACAGGCCAACAAAACGAAAGAUAAAGAAAAACGUCACAGUUUCUCUCGUGCAUUCGCUCCUCCUCCGCUUGCGGACGUACGAAACGGGACUGCCGAGGAGGAAUGGAUUCUCCAAACAGAUCGGAAUAUUUUCCCCUCGCCGAAAAGUGUAUUGUAUGUAACAGUCUCAUAGCCCACGUUUUUUCCCGUCUUGGAUGCCGGUGGCAGGCGAGCAAAUCGACGAAUCGUCACUGACGGUUAAAGGACAAUGUGAAGCCUCUUGAAAUAGUGUGUGUAUGUUUUUAGAAGAUCUCCAUUCCUCCGUUUGUUUUUAACCCCUGAGAACAUGUGCAAGUAUUUAGAGCAGAGACUUUGGAGGGGUGGUUUAGGUUUAGGUUUAGCCUUGAUUCUGGCGUAGGGGUGUACAAAACCACUGCUUUAUCAGCUUCUUCUUUUUCGUUUGUCACCUGUAUAUAAUUUUUUUUUUUUGCUAACAUUUUUAAAUGUCAAUGGUUUUAUUGUAAGAUCAAGGGCAAAUAAAUGUCGGAUCUCCUCGUUCA